CUACCCCACACAUCUCAGACCGUGCCACGGUACAGCACACUGCGUGGCUAGGAUUUCUUACAGGUUAUGAGCCCAAGAGAAAUGCCCGCAGGAGCUGUGCCGCAUGGCACGAAGUCUCUUGGCUUGAUGAAGACGUUGCGUUGCCCGCACAAGACGUGCGCCGAGCCCCUCGUCCACAAGCCCGUCCCCGACGAGCGCCUGCCCCGGACGCGCCGCCCAAGUUGCGUGCGCGAAGACACGGGUGCAGCCCCGGGUGACUGUUUAGUCGACCGCUCCAGACCACUGCAGCGCGUCCUAUUGGGCAACUCCACGCAGAGCCCCACGCUUGGCUUGCCAGAUCAAGCCAGCACCCAACGAAGCGAGGCCGUCGCUACUGACUGCAGCCCGCUGACGAUUGGGCCCCUCUCUCUUGAGUUUUCGAAGUCGACCGCUGGUCGAGCGCGUCCGACGUCUACGACCGGGCGCCUCCCUCAAGACCCUUCAACCAAGAGCAAGACCAAGACUCUGACGCUAGUGAAGAAGCUCACGCUCUCGCCCCGCGAGGAGUCCCAGGUCAACGCCGCAGCCGCGAGAGUCACUGACCUCAACAAGCUGCGCGUACAUACGAUCGAGGUCGACACCGCCUCACCUCGACACGACCACCCGCGCAAGUACAGCGCGUACCUUUUCUCGAGUCCUCAGGGUGGCUACGGUGUCAUGGCCUGCAAUCAGUCGCCGAACCUCGAGAGCUUUCGCCUGGACAAGUUUACCGGCGAGGCAAUGUACCCCGGUCUCGGUUCACUUUUCGCCGACUACAUGGUCCGGUUUAACACUGCAGUGCGCAGCGACGAGUUCUUCCACUGCACGACCUGGACGGACGAGCACAAGUACCAAGCACUCAAGAUGUGUCUCGGCCCCGAGCCCGCCGAUUGGGUGCGCGCGAACGAGGCCGCGUGGAUGGCCGCUACCCCGAACUACGGCUACCGCGACCUCGCCCUCCGCAUCACCGAGCACUACGCGCCGAAGCUCGAGGACGACCAAGUUUUGGCCCUCAUGCGCAAGGCCAAGCGCUACGGCGAUACGUGGGCCUUGCACGCUCAUUACAUGCGCUACCUUCAGCGUAUCGCGCGCAUUCCGAGCAGCACCGUCCUCGACAUCUUUUGCAGCUACGCGUGCCCCGAGCACACGACGUUGCUCGCUGGCCACAUUGACGAACGCCGGCGCAACGAUCCCGCCAUGCUGGACGAGCUCGUGCAGCACCUUGUCGCCGUUACGGGAUCAGGUUUCGCUUACGGCCUCCGACCGAAGCGCCAGCCGCGCAACGAGCGCCGCCACGACGCGCCACGAGAUUCUGCCGUACGCCAGGACGACGAGCGUGAGUAUGCCGUACGCCAUGACGCAGCGCGCGAGGACGACGCGUCCAACGGCGUUGCGAGACUGUGCGCACAACGCGAGCGCGACGUAGGCAAGGACGACGCGCACCCUCGAGUCCGACGCCAUGGUGAUCCGCGCGAAGAAGACCCGCGCGACGACGCCAAGUGUCAGGACGACGACAAGUGCGACGCCCAGUGCCGCCACAUUCCGCCCAAGUUAGACUAUGCGCGCCCGCACGCCAAGCGCUGCGACGAGCGCUGCGCCAAGCGGGAAGACGAGCGGUGGGACCAUGAGCAUUGCCACGUCAACUGCGUGCGCAUUCAUGCUGUCCAACCCGUCGAGGACGACGAGUGUCACGACGGCCAAUGUCGCGACGAUGACCGCCAGGUUGAACAGCGCGAUGACGAUGAUCCGCACCAGGACAACCAAGCCGGCGACGACGACCAGCGCGAUGACGAUGAUCCGCGCCAGGACGACCAAGAUCUGGAAGACAACACGCGCGAUGACGCGACGUGCCAGGAUGACGCCAAGCACGGCAACAAGUGCCGCAACGAUUCGAUCGAACAGGACGACGCGCGCCAGCACGAAGAGCGGCGCGACAAGCGGCGGUACCACAAGGACGACUGCAUGACCAGCCACGCCGUCCAGCCCGCCGAGGACGACGAGUGUCGCGAUAGCCAAGGCCGCGACCAUGAGCGCUAG
This is a messenger RNA of Saprolegnia diclina VS20, 2055 nucleotides long. RefSeq lists its product as hypothetical. NCBI's taxonomy places the organism in Eukaryota, Oomycota, Saprolegniomycetes, Saprolegniales, Saprolegniaceae. The coding region runs from base 67 to 2055 and encodes 662 amino acids. The transcript has a single exon. The record is from RefSeq and is a predicted model, not a curated record.